Messenger RNA from Xyrauchen texanus (razorback sucker), 1716 nucleotides. Its product is annotated as B-cell receptor CD22. Bases 73 to 1287 code for a protein of 404 amino acids. The transcript has 9 exons. NCBI's taxonomy places the organism in Eukaryota, Metazoa, Chordata, Actinopteri, Cypriniformes, Catostomidae. The record is from RefSeq and is a predicted model, not a curated record.
ACAUCAUUCUACGCCCGGAGACAUCUUGUCUCAAAAGAGUUCGAUCGUCAUCAGUGGCAGAUUUCAGUGAUCAUGGUAUGUCCAGCAGGAUGGCUUCAGUCCGUAAUCUGGAUCUCUGUGAUGACAACAGGUUUGCAAUGUGAACAGUAUGGCGUUACUCAUGUUAUCAGCACAAUGUGUGCUGUCCAGCAAUCAUCAGUGCUCAUACCGUGCAAAUACACUCAUCCCAAACAUGAGCGAGUGAGUGCAAUGUCUUGGUUCUAUGAGAAAUCACUGGAGGAGAGGGUCAGAGUAGUCUCUACGGACCCUGCGUUUAAAGGGCGUGUGGAGUUUCUGGAGUCUUCCGAAGCGGGCAGAGGGAACUGCUCUCUGCUGCUGACGGACGUGAGAAAGGGUGAUGAGGGAAUCUUCCACUUUGUGUUCAGGAUGGAAAAUUCAGAGAAAAACUGGACAGACAUUCAAGGACUCCAUCUAGAAAUAACAGACGCAGAUGUGGAGAUACAGCCAGAUGUUGUAACGGAGGGAGACGGGAUGUUGCUUACCUGUGGGUCAUGUAUCCCCUCCAUCAUUUUACCAACGUAUAUCUGGAUGAAAGAUGGCCGUUUGCUCAGUCAGGACCAUGGGAACAACAUGCUUUAUCUGUGUCCUGUCAGGCUGGAGGACGGAGGACAAUAUUCCUGCACUAUAAGCGGUCAUGAGAGACUCAACUCCUCAACUGUUAACAUCAAUGUUAGACCUGGAUACUCACCCAGGAAUGUCUCAGUGUCCAUGAGUGGAUCUGGUGAAAGAGUUUUGGGUGAUUCAGUGAAUCUGACCUGCAGCAGUGAUUCAAACCCACCUGAUCACAUCUACACCUGGUUUAAGGUGAAUGAAAGUUCAUCUGUUGGAUCGGGACAGAGUUACAGUGCACUACAGAGUGGAUUCUUCUACUGUGUGGCUCAGAAUCAACAUGGAUCUCAGAGAUCAGCUGCUCUAUCAGUCUCUGUUGCAGAAGGAAAAAUCCCAGUUUUGAUAUUAGUCAUUUCAGCGGCGUUUCUUACUUCUGUGAUACUGAUGGUUGGCAUCGCGCUGCUUAUAAGGAGGAAAAGAGUUUCUCCAUCAGAAGAGCAAAACAACAGAGGAUUACAACUCAAAGCAAAGGUCGAGUCUCCUGAGGGAACCUACAUGACCCUUGACCCCAUGUCCAGAUGCUCAGAUUAUGACACACUGCAUAACAUGAAGAGAUCCUGCAAUAACACAGACGACACUGAAUCUAAGGAUCCGACAUAUUAUAACACAGAUGAUUAAAUAUUCCACCUCUGUCAUUUUCAUUUAUUAAGUUAAAUGUAUUUCAACUCAUCCUGAUUUAGUUUGAACUCUUAGUUUGACUCUUGUGAGCUCUAUUGUCAUCUUUGCAUCUUUUGAAAUCAUUGCAUCGCUUGCAUUUAUUGGUUGUAUGCAGUAAUAUACUAAUAUGAUGAAUUAUUAUUGAGAAUUUGAUCUAUAAACUUAGAUUUGACUUUGCCUGUACAGAUGUUUGUUACAGAGUAUCUCCAUAUAUUUAAUGCUGAAUUAUAAAAUAAUAUAGUGUGUUUUGUGUUCAUGUGGUUACAUGUAUGUGCCUGUAAUGUGCUGUCUGCUCUUUGAGAGCUGAAUUCUGUUGAGUGAAGCUGCUGUGCGAGGUGUUGCUGAUGCUGUAUUUUACUCCACAGUGACAUGUAAAGCGGUUUGAGACGC